Messenger RNA from Arabis nemorensis, 189 nucleotides. Lineage: Eukaryota; Viridiplantae; Streptophyta; Magnoliopsida; Brassicales; Brassicaceae. The record is from the annotation of a GenBank genome assembly.
AUGAUUAUGCAUAGGCCGGUUUGGGACGAUUGGGAAUUCGCCGAAGAGGAGCCGAUUCCUAGGGUUGUUUUCAGUAAACCUCCUUCUCUCCAAGAGGCGAAGGAAGCAACCGAAAAUCUGAAAGAAGCAAUCAAUACGUCGACGAAGUCGAAGAUCUCGAUUUCCCACUCGAUCUAUUCGAAACCGUGA